This is a messenger RNA of Monosiga brevicollis MX1, 657 nucleotides long. RefSeq lists its product as uncharacterized. The record is from RefSeq and is a predicted model, not a curated record. The transcript has 6 exons. NCBI's taxonomy places the organism in Eukaryota, Choanoflagellata, Craspedida, Salpingoecidae. The coding region runs from base 1 to 657 and encodes 218 amino acids.
AUGAAUGCACCUUGCAAAGCGCACCCUCCCCUUCUUACUUGUUUCCCUGUCUCUGCUCAGCAGUCAUCCCUGACGCGUGACAGCAGUGGCCCGCGCAAGCACUUACAAAGCAUUCAGCCUACCAGCCAACCAACUCCGGGUGGAACCAAGAGUGCCGUCUGCCAUUCCACUGUCCCCGGAUCCUCUUCGGGCUCUUCUGCUGCUCAGCAAGCUUCAUCGCUGGUCAGCGAACUUACACGCGAAGCCACGCCGCUUGAGGAGGCCGUCGACAUUAUCGAGUCGCUGCAGGAGCUCGUCGCUCAGCUCAGCCGUGAGCUGGCCGAGGAUCUUCAGCGCGACCGCGCAGCUCGUACACACCGUGCCGAGGAGGCGGCCAGUGAUGCUGUCUAUGACAGCCUUAUGUCUCGGCUACAGCAGGAGGGAGCGACGGCUACGUCCGAGGCUGCCCUGCCAGAACUCCCCCAAAUGCCCGAAUCAUUAUCUACCACGUCGCCCGAGUUUAACGAGUCUAGGAUUGAGGAUCUUACGAAGGAAAAUGAACACCUACGAGCUAAGCUCAAAGAGUGUUUGCGGGAAAAGUUGCGAGCCGAGUUUCGCUGUGACUUUUUGGAGCAGCGCGUUGAACAUCUAUCACAGCUGGCUGAUACCGCAUCAUGA